UGACCGAGCCACAUCAGGGGUGUUUAGGACCUCGAGGACGCCAGAUGUGGACUGCUACAGUUCCUCUGUCCCGCCGGUGGCAGCGCGGCGAAACCGAAAAGUUGAUCCAGUCGCUCCGGAUCGUGCGUCCUGACGCGCCAGUGGAUCGGCGGCGAUGGGAGCCUCGCAGACGCGCACCGGGAACGAACACCAGCAUCUGAUGGACAAGACUGGAUUUUCGUCGGAGCAGAUCAAAAACCUCCGCAAGCGGUUCCUGCAGCUGAGUGGAAAUGAGGAGACGAUCAGCAGAGAGCACCUGGACACCAUACCGGCCCUCGCCGAGAAUCCAAUCAAGGCGCAAAUCAUCGAGGCGUUCUUCGAUAAGAGGAACCAGCGCGGGGACGAGGCGGGCGCCUUCCAGGAGAUCGGCUUCGAGCAGUUCCUCAUGGUCAUGUGCCACUUUCGCCCGCCGACGCUGAAGAUGACGGCGGAGGAGAAGGAGGCCAUGAGGAAGGAGAAGCUGCGCUUCCUGUUCAACAUGCACGACACGGAUAACGACGGCACCAUCACCCUGGAGGAGUACAGGAAGGUCGUGGAGGAGCUCCUGUCGAAGAGCGGCGCCAUCGGGCAGGAGACGGCCGAGGCAAUAGCAGAUGCGGCCAUGUUGGAAGUGGCGAGCACGAACGUGCCGCACAUGGCCCCAGAUGAGUUUUAUGAAGGAAUUACAUUUCAGCACUUUGAACAGAUACUAAAAGGGCUUGAAAUGGAGUCCAGGAUGAACAUUCGCUUUUUGGACGUGGACACCACCACGAUGCGUUGUGGGAGAUCGACCUCUUGAAGGACAAACAUGUUCAUGUGGCUGCUGUUUUGAGCAGAACCUCUCCAGUCCUCGAAGGGAAUGAAGCCAAAUACUUUUGGAUAUAUUUUGGGACGACGAGAAAUAACCCCUUUUGUUUUUUUCUUUUUCUUUUUGAAUUAGGCCUGUCUGCUGCUGACGCAGUCUGACUACGUUCAAGUGCUUUGGGUCAAAGGAUGUUGUUUUCUCAGCGUUCAAGCAUUCUGACCUGAUAUAAUAUCUAUUUCCUGUCUUCUGUCACGCUCGUGUUCACUUCUGUUCCAACGUCAGACUAACACACUACCUCUCUCUGCGUUCGGCCGAUCGAUAAAUCUGUAAUGUAGCCAGCAUGAAAAGUGAAGGAUUCUUUGUACGUGUCAGUUGAAGUCCGUUGUGCCCAGCGGCUGCUCUGCUCUGGGAUCCAUUUGUUAUAUGGCUGCCGUCCAGACACAUAACAUUCCCCCUGCAGCUCCAGAAUACGUUAUAGGUUUUAACUUUAUCUGUCACACUUAACAUCACCGAAUUUACGAAUUAUUACAGACUUUGCACAGAAUUAUGUUGAUGAACGACAUCAAUUUAACACAUUAGAGGCAAAACAAAUGCAUGUGUAAGAUGUUUUUGCAGAGAAACUAAUGAAUAAUGUACUAAGAAGAAUCAAUGAAAUGUAGUAAAUGAGGUAGAUACGAA
Scophthalmus maximus (turbot) is the source of this 1501-nucleotide messenger RNA. It is a transcript of the gene tesca, whose product is annotated as tescalcin a. The transcript is spliced from 8 exons. The record is from RefSeq and is a predicted model, not a curated record. Gene Ontology annotation, molecular function: calcium ion binding. The coding region runs from base 155 to 817 and encodes 220 amino acids. NCBI's taxonomy places the organism in Eukaryota, Metazoa, Chordata, Actinopteri, Pleuronectiformes, Scophthalmidae.